Molecule: messenger RNA, 1737 nt
Organism: Cimex lectularius (bed bug)
Lineage: Eukaryota; Metazoa; Arthropoda; Insecta; Hemiptera; Cimicidae
Gene: sturkopf
Product: lipid droplet-associated hydrolase
Exons: 6
Coding region: 447-1373 (308 amino acids)
Biological process (GO): lipid storage
Cellular component (GO): lipid droplet
Molecular function (GO): lipase activity
Source: RefSeq, a predicted model, not a curated record
GUCGGUGUUAGGCUUAGUAAUGUUGAAUGUUGAUACUUGAUCAUAACGCAGCGCAUAACUGUGUUCUUAUUUCUUUGUUGUUGUGUUAUCAGUAUUCUUAUUUUAUUUAGUUAAUUUACUCUCUGUCGUGUUGAUUAUGUGGGUAGACACGAAUAAAAACAGUUUAGAAUAUAAUUUGGCUCAAUUGAUUUUAUUUUAAUUAGUUUUGACUUGUUCAAACGGCUCGGUUAUCCUUGAACUUGGUUUCAAACAGAACGUGACCUCUCACUAGUUUCAUAACUGUUCAUCAUAAUCUUCAAACCUUGAAUGGAAAAGACAACAUGACAAAUUAAUUGUUCUACCUUUAUGCGAAAAAAUGUUGUCACUAGUCAAAAUAAUUGUUUAAAAAAAUCAAACAUGGUUUAGCGAAAUAUUAGGUUGUGGAUUGUUUCUCUUCGACUGCAGAAAUGGUUUACAAGAAAGGCUGGGUUCCCAUAAACUCUGUACCGACUAUGGUAAGGACAUGGGGAGGAUGGAUAGACGAAGAGAUAAAAACUAAGGAAGUCCUUCUGCUAAUCACUGGGAACCCUGGUAUUUCGGAUUUUUACAUGAAGUUCUUGUCAAUGCUCCAUUUCAUUUUACAAAUCCCAGUAUGGAUUGUUUGUCAUGCAGGGCACCAAUUACCGCCUGAUGAUUGCGGUCUUAAGAUGCCGCCUCUUAAAAAGAAUACAAAUCUUUACACGCUCCAGGGUCAGGUCGAUCAUAAGAAAUGGUUCAUAAAUAAAUAUAUUCCUAAAGAUAAAAAUAUCUACUUAAUCGGCCAUUCUGUUGGAGGAAAAGUCGUGGUGGAAUUGUUAAAAGAUGAACAGAUAAAUGAACAAAUAACACAGGCUCACUUGUUGUUCCCCACGCUUGAGCAUUUUGACGAUACGCAUAAUGCAUGGCUUUUAAAAAAUGUCACACUUCGCAUACUAUUUAUUCUUAAUUUUGUUAGUUGGCUUCUGUACAAAUUGCCCUACCAUAUUCGCUUCUGCCUUGUUAGGACAGUGUAUUUCUUACGACUUAAUUUCUCAAUGCCGACGUGUGCUAUACAUGGUAUCGUAAAACUAAUUUCUCCCCAAGUUAUAAAACAAGCCAUCUUCCUUGCUCAUGACGAAAUGCUUAGGAUUAAAGAUCUCGACCAUGAUGUUUAUGAAACUAACAAAAACAAAAUCUGGAUUUACUAUGGCCAGAAAGACGGAUGGACAGAGCCGCACCAUUUUGAAAAUAUGAGGCUGCAUCAUCCGGAAGUCAAUGCGCAGAUGCUAGAUAGUAAAUUUGCUCACAUAUUUACAUUCCAGACAAAUUACGAGAUGGCAGAAGUUCUCUGUAGAGUGAUUAAAUCAAACUCAUAAGCAUGGAGAUUAAAUGAAACUUUUAAGCAUGCCAAAAGACCAAAGCUCAACAUCUGCAGUCGUAGGUGAAGAAACAUUUCAGUUUGACUCUUCUUCUGAAAGAAGGACAGCGUGUAAUCUACAAUUAAAUUCAGUUUAAUACUCAGCUAAAAGAAGUUUCCGAAGUACCAAAUGUAUUAUAUGGAAAAAAAAUUGCCUAAUCAUUCUUUAAUUUCCUUUUUUGAAAUACUGUGAAUUCAUAAAUAUUCAUGUAUAUGCCAACAGUUUUACAAACCUUUUUGUGAUGUAUUAUAUCAAUGUAUUAUUUAUUUUAUUUAUAUUGUACCUGCAUCCUAUUAAAACAUAAAAUGCCCUUUCACACUUA